Messenger RNA from Hirsutella rhossiliensis, 786 nucleotides. Its product is annotated as KH domain-containing protein. Gene Ontology annotation, molecular function: structural constituent of ribosome; RNA binding. Gene Ontology annotation, biological process: translation. The coding region runs from base 1 to 786 and encodes 261 amino acids. NCBI's taxonomy places the organism in Eukaryota, Fungi, Ascomycota, Sordariomycetes, Hypocreales, Ophiocordycipitaceae. The transcript is spliced from 2 exons. Gene Ontology annotation, cellular component: cytosolic small ribosomal subunit; nucleus. The record is from RefSeq and is a predicted model, not a curated record.
AUGGCGCACCCUGGCUCCCAAAUCUCCAAGCGGAGAAAGUUCGUCGCCGACGGCGUCUUCUACGCCGAGCUUAACGAGUUCUUCCAGCGCGAGCUCGCCGAGGAGGGCUACUCAGGCGUCGAGGUCCGCGUCACGCCUACUGUCACCGACAUCAUCAUCCGCGCCACCCACACCCAGGAGGUUCUCGGAGAGCAGGGUCGCCGCAUCCGCGAGCUCACCUCGCUCAUCCAGAAGCGCUUCAAGUUCCCCGAGAACUCUGUCUCCCUCUAUGCCGCAAAGGUCCAGAACCGCGGCCUCUCCGCUGUCGCCCAGUGCGAGUCCCUCCGCUACAAGCUCCUCAACGGUCUCGCCGUCCGCCGCGCCUGCUACGGUGUCCUCCGCUUCAUCAUGGAGAGCGGCGCCAAGGGCUGCGAGGUGGUCGUCUCGGGCAAGCUCCGCGCUGCUCGCGCCAAGAGCAUGAAGUUCACCGACGGCUUCAUGAUCCACUCUGGCCAGCCCGCAAUGGACUUCAUCGACUCGGCCACCCGCCACGUCCUGCUCCGCCAGGGUGUCUUGGGCAUCAAGGUCAAGAUCAUGCGCGGCUCCGAUCCCGAGGGCAAGGCCGGUCCCCAGAAGUCUCUCCCCGACGCCGUCACCAUCAUCGAGCCCAAGGAGGAGCAGGCUGUCGUCCAGCCCGUCAGCCAGGACUACGGCGCUAAGGCCGCCCAGGCCCAAGCCAGCCAGGACGCACGAGUUGCCGAGGAGGAGGGUGGUGAGCCCGAGGCGGAGCCCGAGGCGCCACAAUAA